AUGCCAAGACUGGGGAAUCCAGAGAGGGCCCGCCCAAAUCUGAGAACCCACCCAGAGGCGAGGAAAGUUGAGGCUGUAGCUGUGGAUGAACAAAUCCAGACUCCUCAAGUACAAGAAGAGCUCCAAAUAGUGAAGCUGGAAGAAGAUUCCCACUGGGAGCAGGAAAUUUUUCAAGGGAGUAUCCCUGAACCAGAGACCUGCCAGCACUUUUGGUACUUCCACUAUCAAGAAGCAUCAGGACCCCGGGAGGCACUCAUCCAACUCCAGAAGCUCUGUCAUCAGUGGCUGAGACAGGAGAAGUGUAUGAAAGAGCAGAUCCUGGAGUUGCUAGUCCUGGAACAGUUCCUGGCUGUCCUUCCCCAGGAGAUCCAGAUCUGGGUUAGACAGAAACAUCCAGAGAGUGGAGAGGAGGCAGUGGCUCUGGUGGAAGACUUGCAAAAAGAACCUGGAAGACUGGGGCUGCAGGCAGUGGUGAAGAACUCACAGCCAGAACCAGAAGACCAAAUGAACCACAGCCCCAAAGUAAAACUUGGAUCCUUCCACGAGAGCGGCCUGCCUGAUUCUCAGGCUCUGGCUCUUUCUCCGGAGCACAGCUGUGACCAGGGGGCCAUAAGCAGCUUCCAGGUGGGCCAGACAUUCCUCUUACUCAGGUCACCUUCUACUACUGAGUGGGGCCCUUUGCACCAGUUCUCUUGCCUAUCGGAAAUUACAAAGGAAUUUUGCCCAGCGGGCAGGCCCAGUAACUUUAUAGAUGAGGCUCCAAAUUUCAUCACCUUGAAAAAUGUUGCCCAAAUCUCCUUCCUUGUGUAA
Lagenorhynchus albirostris (white-beaked dolphin) is the source of this 810-nucleotide messenger RNA. Its product is annotated as putative SCAN domain-containing protein SCAND2P. NCBI's taxonomy places the organism in Eukaryota, Metazoa, Chordata, Mammalia, Artiodactyla, Delphinidae. The record is from RefSeq and is a predicted model, not a curated record.